AUGAGAGCUCUUCCUGACGAACAGCAUUUUGCAAAAUGGCUUCUCGAUGUUGGAGACGGGACAAUUGGAACACCUGUAACAUUACCGUCACAUUCUUUCCCUCUUCAUUCUGAUCCCGUUCAAUUACUAUAUGACGACAUCGACUUCUCCACUGUCACUUCGGAACAACUCAGUACACGAGCUAUUUUAAGUGUCACGAACGAAGACUCCCUGCACCUGAAUGAACAAGUAUUGAAACUUAUCCCAACCGACGAAGUAACUUUCACCAGCGUUGACUCCAACGUCACAGACGAUCCCGCAGAUGAACUUUCCUUCCCCGUAGAAUUUCUUAACAGUCUUACCCCUACUGGCAUGCCUUCGCAUAAACUCAAAAUUAAAAUUGGUUCAGUUGUCAUGCUUCUUAGAAACCUCAUGCCAGCAAGAGUUCUCUGUAAUGGCACUAGACUGACUGUUACCAGCAUUCACCGCAACGUACUGGAGUGUAAAACUAUCGCAGCUGCUACCUCGCAAACUGUCCUUAUUCCACGGAUAUCAUUGACUCCAUCAGAUUCAAAUUAG
Physella acuta is the source of this 558-nucleotide messenger RNA. RefSeq lists its product as uncharacterized. Lineage: Eukaryota; Metazoa; Mollusca; Gastropoda; Physidae. The record is from RefSeq and is a predicted model, not a curated record.